Messenger RNA from Paramisgurnus dabryanus, 2238 nucleotides. It is a transcript of the gene oxct1a, whose product is annotated as 3-oxoacid CoA transferase 1a. Gene Ontology annotation, biological process: ketone body catabolic process. Gene Ontology annotation, cellular component: mitochondrion. Gene Ontology annotation, molecular function: succinyl-CoA:3-oxo-acid CoA-transferase activity. NCBI's taxonomy places the organism in Eukaryota, Metazoa, Chordata, Actinopteri, Cypriniformes, Cobitidae. The record is from RefSeq and is a predicted model, not a curated record.
AGUCCUCUGUUUCCCUCAUCUUGCGACUCCGCCUCCGAGAUCGUCGAGUGCGCUGUAAACUGUCACCAUCACUCAGACACAAAACUCGAACUGUAAUUUACAAAUAUGGCGACACUAAAAGUGCUGUCUAGGGCCGAGAAUGUCGUCUUAAGGAGCGUGUCAUCGAAGAUCAGAUCGAGCCUCGCGCGGCACUCUCUCAUCAAGACUUGUGGUUGCUACUUUUCCACUUCACGUCAGCGGUCAGCACAGUUCUAUUCUGACCCCUUAGAUGCUAUCAAAGAUAUACCUCAGGGAGCUACCGUUCUUGUUGGAGGUUUUGGCCUAUGUGGUAUUCCAGAGAACCUAAUCAAGAGUUUGCUCAAAUCCGGGGUGAAAAACUUAACAGCAGUCAGCAAUAAUGCAGGAGUGGAUGACUUUGGCCUCGGUCUGCUCCUGCAGACCAAACAGAUCAAGCGUAUGAUCUCGUCGUAUGUGGGGGAGAAUGUAGAGUUUGAGAGGCAGUAUCUGGCCGGUGAGCUGGAGGUGGAGCUGACACCACAGGGAACGCUAGCGGAGAGGAUCAGGGCAGGUGGUGCAGGUGUGCCAGCCUUUUUCACAGCUACGGGUUACGGCACACUGAUCCAGGAAGGCGGGUCUCCUAUCAAAUACAACACAGAUGGCACUAUCGCCAUUGCCAGUGAACCCAGAGAGGUGCGUGAAUUUAACGGCAGGCAUUACAUCAUGGAGAAAGCAAUCACUGGUGACUUUGCUCUGGUCAAAGCUUGGAAAGCAGACAAGGCAGGAAAUGUUAUCUUCAGAAAAACAGCACGAAAUUUCAACCAGCCAAUGUGCAAGGCAGCCAAAAUCACAGUUGUAGAGGUUGAGGAGAUUGUAGACGUGGGUACGUUCGCGGCGGAAGACAUUCACAUACCCAGCGUUUACGUCCACAGGAUUGUCAAGGGAGAUCGCUACGAGAAGCGGAUUGAGAGGCGAACAGUAAAGAAGGGCCAGACCGAAAAGCCCAAACCCAAGAAAGAUUCAGAUAUAGUGAGGGAGAGGAUUAUUCGCAGAGCUGCGCUGGAGUUUGAAGAUGGGAUGUACGCUAACCUGGGCAUUGGAAUUCCCAUGCUGGCCAGUAAUUUCAUUAAACCAGAUAUUAAAGUUCACCUGCAGAGUGAAAAUGGCAUUCUGGGAUUGGGCCCGUACCCAACAGAUGAUGAGGUUGAUGCGGAUCUCAUCAAUGCUGGUAAAGAAACUGUCACCGUUCUUCCUGGAGCCUCAUAUUUCUCUAGUGAUGAUUCCUUCGCCAUGAUCAGAGGGGGCCACAUCAAUUUGACCAUGUUAGGAGCCAUGCAGGUAUCCAAGUAUGGAGAUCUGGCUAACUGGAUGAUUCCGGGUAAGAUGGUGAAGGGCAUGGGAGGGGCGAUGGAUCUAGUGGCCAGCGCUGGGACAAAAGUGGUUGUUACAAUGGAGCACUCGGCUAAGGGUGGCAAACACAAGAUUUUGGACAAAUGCAACCUGCCUCUGACCGGGAAACAGUGUGUGGACCGUAUAAUUACAGAAAAGGCAGUAUUUGAUGUGGACAAGGAUAAAGGUUUAACCCUCAUUGAGGUUUGGGAGGGUAUUUCACCAGACGACAUUAAGAAGUGCACAGGGACAGACUUUCUGGUCUCUCCGAACUUAAAACCGAUGCAGCAGAUUUAACGCUUGACUGACAAGUUGUUGGGAUUGUUCACAGCUGAUGGAAGCCGCACACUUGUUAAAUCCCCACAAAAAUCCUUUAGAAGAUUUGUGAGGAUAUUUGACUGAAGUAAACCGAAAGCAACAAUUGAUCAAUGAAGUCCUCGAUCCAUGAUGCUGUCUUCAUCUGUUAAAAUAACAUAUGAAAGUGUUAAAUAAGUAAGGUUUUUUUAAGGUAUUCUAGAAUAUUUUUAGAGUAUUGUCAUUAUCUGAUGAAUGUAGAGUAUUGACAAUAGAUUGAACAAGCAUUUUGUUAAUCAGUGUACAUUUCACAAUGGAAUUUUAUUUUAAAAUGGUCUAAUUCAAGUGCUUCACGAUGCCAUAUAGAAGAACCUUUUCUGUUUUUAAAUACUUCUUUAAGGUAAAAAUGUAUAAAGGAAAUGGUUCUUUAAAGAAGGUUCUACUAUGGCAUCGCUGUAAAGAACCUUUCAAGCAUCUUUAUUUUUAAGAGUGUUAAUGUUUCAUUUACAGUGUGUACAUAUGCUUUGUACAAACAAUAAACAUCUAUUUGUCACGCCA